Molecule: messenger RNA, 438 nt
Organism: Colletotrichum tamarilloi
Lineage: Eukaryota; Fungi; Ascomycota; Sordariomycetes; Glomerellales; Glomerellaceae
Exons: 1
Coding region: 1-438 (145 amino acids)
Source: RefSeq, a predicted model, not a curated record
AUGGGCUUUCCGACACCUUCCGAGCCGUUUGAGGAGUCGGAGAGCCCUAGUACUGUACUCACCGAGCUUUUAGGCAAUGAGGACUUGUCCACGUGGGAUCCGAUAGGCUGGCCUCCAGGCGAUCUGCUGAUUGGGACGGAUCAGAUUUCAGCCCUUGUUGAUACAGCCCUUCAAGACAUCAACCCCAAUUUGCUCGAUUGUUUUGAGACCAAUCACUUGUUUCAACCUACGCACUACCCAAAUUACGACGAAGAUGAAGCCCAUAUCAACCAUACCGGGGAUAGGGUCCAGAGAUCGGCUAUGGAGACCGAGUCAUCCUAUAGCACUCAGCAACAAUUCAUGGUAGAGAUUUCUGCUUCCACUGAAGACCCAUCCGACAUCUCCAAUACCGACGCAAGUAUCUGGGAUGCUCUCCAUGGACCUACUCCGAUGGCUUAG